Messenger RNA from Penicillium brevicompactum, 822 nucleotides. RefSeq lists its product as uncharacterized. Gene Ontology annotation, cellular component: DNA replication factor A complex; site of double-strand break; chromosome, telomeric region. Gene Ontology annotation, molecular function: DNA binding. The transcript has 3 exons. The record is from RefSeq and is a predicted model, not a curated record. Bases 1 to 822 code for a protein of 273 amino acids. Lineage: Eukaryota; Fungi; Ascomycota; Eurotiomycetes; Eurotiales; Aspergillaceae. Gene Ontology annotation, biological process: DNA replication; double-strand break repair via homologous recombination; nucleotide-excision repair.
AUGGACGGCGGAUACAACAGUUACGGCGGCGGCGGCGGCGGCUUCAUGCCUGGCGAGACGAACAGUCCCUCGGGAGCCAAGACUGGUGACCGCGACAACAAGACUCUCCGUCCUGUGACAGUGAAGCAAAUCAUGGACGCCCAACAACCCUACCCCGAAGCCGCGUUCCAGAUUGACAACGCCGACGUAGCCAAUGUCCUCUUCAUUGGCCAAGUCCGCAACAUCAGUGCGCAAAGCACCAAUGUCACAUACAGGAUCGACGAUGGCACGGGUGAUAUUGAAGUCAAGAAGUGGAUCGACUCGACAACCGCCGACAACAUGGACACCGAUGAGGGGAAGGCGCCCGGUGAUGGAAAAUCAGAGGUGGAGAUCAAUGGCUACGCCCGUGUCUUUGGCUCCAUCAAGUCUUUUGGAAACAAGCGCUACAUCGGUGCUCACAGCGUUCGGCCUUUGGCACAGAUCGAUGAGCUGCAUUGUCAUUUGCUCGAGGCUACUGCCGUGCACUUGUUUUUCACCCGUGGCCCGCCUGGCGGCGGCGGCGCAUCUGCCGCCGGUGCUGGCGGAGAUGCAGUGAUGGGCGGCGCGGAAGAAUAUGGCGCUGGCCAGAACAAGGCCCUGGCCACAAUGUCACCGGUCGCCAGGAAGGUUUAUACUCUGCUGAAGAGCGAGGCGCAAGGUGAGAGUGGUCUACACUUGCAGGAUAUCGCGGCGAAGUUGAAUAUGCCUGCUGGGGAUGUUGCCAGGGCUGGUGACGAACUACUCGGUGCUGGUGUGAUCUUUUCUACUCUGGAUGAACAGACAUGGGCUAUCCUGGAGUAUUAG